AUGGGGGAGAAGGUUGGCGGCUACAAGCACCAGUUGCCUGCAGGCAAGGAUGGUGAGCCAGCGCCGCUUCCGAAAGCUGUCUUGGAGUGGGAGGAGAAGGAAAAGGCUGACGAGACGGGUGAGGGCCUCGACGGAACUUCUGCAGAUGACUUGGAGAGCAAGUACCAGCCGGACGCGCACUACGAGCUUGACCAGGACACUGACACUGACACGGCGAUGCUGCGACAUGUGGCCACCGGCGACGAGGUGAUGUUGGACACAGGUGUGCGCUACAAGCUGUACAACACGACCUCAGGUUGGUGCCUCUGGGCUGGUGGGCAGGCAACUCCAGAGUACGCCUGUGACGUGAUGAUCUCUGUGGCCAUGUCGGAGAAGGAGGCUGUGAAGUCACGACGAGUUGCUGGAUCUAUGACAGCGGGGGCAGAUGAUGACGACACAGAUCCAGAGUCGAGCGAGGAGCCACCUCCCGAAGAGCCCCCGAUUUGGGAGCGACCGUUCUUGAUGCAAAAGGGCAGCUUGUCUCUCCUGGUUUCCCCUGAAAGCAAAACGCAAGUGACAAUCAAGUCAAGUGUGAAAUGGAACCUUGUCCCACACCUCAACGAAAACACGAUGAAGCACGAGUACAUCCUUCAGAGCGAGCCCCCAUCCUCGGACAUCAAGCCGAAGUGGGCGCACCGCUUGCUGUUGGGCUCCAAGGCAGUGAAGGUGACCGACCCUGACGUGCUGAAAGAGAUUGAAUCCAGGAUGCAGAGUCCAGUAAAUCCGAGAAGCGGCCUGCGCCAGAAUCAGAACAAGUUGACCCAGAUCUUCGUGCCAAGAUUGCCCGAACAGAUGACUCGGACUUGGAAGGCGAUGAAGAAGAACUUCUGGGAGGUCUUGGACGGGAGCACGGUGCUAAGGCCGCAGCUCUCGAAAAAGGAGAGCAACGCCUUUUGGGUUUACAUGAAAGCGAUCAACCAUGCUCUGCUGUGGGCGACAGACCAGACCUACCUUGACUUCAUGCCGGAAAAGCAAGAAUGUCUUGCACUGGGCUCCGACUUGAUUGCGUACAAUGUCCCUCCCCUAGAGUCCAUGAAGACCAUCCGGUUCGUGGUCGACGAGGAGAAGUGCCAGGGGAAGGCGCUGAACAUUGUGCUGCAACAGACGCACUUGCGUGGCAUGUCAGAUGCUGACUGCUGCCACAUCAAGAAUCAGGGCGAGGAGUACUACGCGUCGCUUGCAGAGGGCGUUUGCUUCGAUCGUCAGAUCGACAGCGUGGACAUCGCUGAUCUGCAGCUGGACGCCGAGCAGUUCUUGUCGGAGAGCUGCGUCAGCAAACGAGGGGAGUUCGGAGAAGGAGUAGACGACGACGAAGAAGCUUCGGAGCCGGAGCGCGAUGCUGACGGAGACGUCCACAUGUCUGGGCCUGGGCCAAGUGGUGGCGGCGCUGCCGGGAAAAAGCGGCAAACAAAGGCUGACUUGUACAAGUUCUUUUCAGGAAAAGGCCCGAAUCGCAUGGUUUUCAGCUUCCUCAACGACCGAUCCCUGCAACUGUGCGCUCUCAUCAUUACUCACAUCAGCGGGUCACUGGAGAAUGAGUACUGCCAGGACUUGGAAGCAAUGCAGCAAGGCCCAAUUGGGCAAGGUGUGUGGGCUGCUGAGCGGGCGGCUGGAACACGCUGGUGGCACACAGCCCAGGACUUGGAAGCAAUGCAGCAAGGCCCAAUUGGGCAAGGUGUGUGGGCUGCUGAGCGGGCGGCUGGAACACGCUGGUGGCACACAGCCAAAUGCAUUUGCGAUGCUACCUACGGAAGUGAUCUGUUACAGCAACUGCGGUUUCGGCGUACCCAGGAGCAAGUGCCUCUUGACUCCGAUCUGGCUUGGCUUAAGUUGGAGAAGGAAACCGCAAAGGUUGCUGUUGACUUCGGCCACGAGUUGCUGUGCCGGUUCGUGUGGGCUCACAUUCCCUUCAUGCUCAACUUGCCGCAGGCCUUUGCUGUCUACCUCUUGCCCGAGCCUGCCGGUCGACAACAAGCGCUGGGUUUCUUGCAGCCUGUGCUGGAUGCAGUUUGGGCGGCGGAGAAACAUUGGCUCGAGUGUCAAUCUACUGACGUGGACAAAGCAAGCUCCAUGGAAGCUGUGUUCAACCAGAUUGGCUGGUGCCACCAUCAACUUGCUCGAGAAGUGCUGGCGUGCAUGCUACAGUGCGGGUUCGCUCCGGACAAUCUUCGCUGCCGGCGUCUUGCUGCUAAACUCUUCCGGUCUUCGUCUACGACCAAAAAUUGCUUGGAAGAUGUGUUCUCGCAUCUCCAAAGCAUGGUUGGAAAGGGCACUUCCAACAAGCGCAUGAGCGACUGGAGCCGCUACUUCUACGCAACGACUGCCAGAAGCCCGCGUUCUGGUGGCAUGCAGACGGUGCUCCCUGAUGCGCAAGACUGGGACGCAGGUUCCCACACCGCUUUCGCAAUGCUGCAAAACUUCGCCCCAAUGUUCGACACCAACAGCACAGCUAUGCCAGAGCCAGCAACGGAAGACAGCAUUCUUUGGCCGAAGCCAAGUGCGCUGCAGAAAAAGAAGAAAUGGAAAGCAGCAGGACCAGAGUCAAACCAAAAAGGAGCUGCCGCCAUGAUCUACUUGCACAACGAUGCCCAUACACGCUGGGCCAACUUGGGCAACGUGUGGGUGUUUUUGAGAGUCGACUUCGCGAACGACGUGCGGCCUGACUUCAUGUUCAACUACACGGUGGAGGCGAUGAAGAAGAACUUCUGGGAGGUCUUGGACGGGAGCACGGUGCUAAGGCCGCAGCUCUCGAAAAAGGAGAGCAACGCCUUUUGGGUUUACAUGAAAGCGAUCAACCAUGCUCUGCUGUGGGCGACAGACCAGACCUACCUUGACUUCAUGCCGGAAAAGCAAGAAUGUCUUGCACUGGGCUCCGACUUGAUUGCGUACAAUGUCCCUCCCCUAGAGUCCAUGAAGACCAUCCGGUUCGUGGUCGACGAGGAGAAGUGCCAGGGGAAGGCGCUGAACAUUGUGCUGCAACAGACGCACUUGCGUGGCAUGUCAGAUGCUGACUGCUGCCACAUCAAGAAUCAGGGCGAGGAGUACUACGCGUCGCUUGCAGAGGGCGUUUGCUUCGAUCGUCAGAUCGACAGCGUGGACAUCGCUGAUCUGCAGCUGGACGCCGAGCAGUUCUUGUCGGAGAGCUGCGUCAGCAAACGAGGGGAGUUCGGAGAAGGAGUAGACGACGACGAAGAAGCUUCGGAGCCGGAGCGCGAUGCUGACGGAGACGUCCACAUGUCUGGGCCUGGGCCAAGUGGUGGCGGCGCUGCCGGGAAAAAGCGGCAAACAAAGGCUGACUUGUACAAGUUCUUUUCAGGAAAAGGCCCGAAUCGCAUGGUUUUCAGCUUCCUCAACGACCGAUCCCUGCAACUGUGCGCUCUCAUCAUUACUCACAUCAGCGGGUCACUGGAGAAUGAGUACUGCCAGGACUUGGAAGCAAUGCAGCAAGGCCCAAUUGGGCAAGGUGUGUGGGCUGCUGAGCGGGCGGCUGGAACACGCUGGUGGCACACAGCCAAAUGCAUUUGCGAUGCUACCUACGGAAGUGAUCUGUUACAGCAACUGCGGUUUCGGCGUACCCAGGAGCAAGUGCCUCUUGACUCCGAUCUGGCUUGGCUUAAGUUGGAGAAGGAAACCGCAAAGGUUGCUGUUGACUUCGGCCACGAGUUGCUGUGCCGGUUCGUGUGGGCUCACAGUCCCUUCAUGCUCAACUUGCCGCAGGCCUUUGCUGUCUACCUCUUGCCCGAGCCUGCCGGUCGACAACAAGCGCUGGGUUUCUUGCAGCCUGUGCUGGAUGCAGUUUGGGCGGCGGAGAAACAUUGGCUCGAGUGUCAAUCUACUGACGUGGACAAAGCAAGCUCCAUGGAAGCUGUGUUCAACCAGAUUGGCUGGUGCCACCAUCAACUUGCUCGAGAAGUGCUGGCGUGCAUGCUACAGUGCGGGUUCGCUCCGGACAAUCUUCGCUGCCGGCGUCUUGCUGCUAAACUCUUCCGGUCUUCGUCUACGACCAAAAAUUGCUUGGAAGAUGUGUUCUCGCAUCUCCAAAGCAUGGUUGGAAAGGGCACUUCCAACAAGCGCAUGAGCGACUGGAGCCGCUACUUCUACGCAACGACUGCCAGAAGCCCGCGUUCUGGUGGCAUGCAGACGGUGCUCCCUGAUGCGCAAGACUGGGACGCAGGUUCCCACACCGCUUUCGCAAUGCUGCAAAACUUCGCCCCAAUGUUCGACACCAACAGCACAGCUAUGCCAGAGCCAGCAACGGAAGACAGCAUUCUUUGGCCGAAGCCAAGUGCGCUGCAGAAAAAGAAGAAAUGGAAAGCAGCAGGACCAGAGUCAAACCAAAAAGGAGCUGCCGCCAUGAUCUACUUGCACAACGAUGCCCAUACACGCUGGGCCAACUUGGGCAACGUGUGGGUGUUUUUGAGAGUCGACUUCGCGAACGACGUGCGGCCUGACUUCAUGUUCAACUACACGGUGGAGGAAAGCAAAUGCUGCUUUCGCCACAUGCCAACCGAUGUGGUUCACCCAGCCUGCCUACCUCCAGAAUUGCCACGGGGCAUCUUUUUGCGGGUGACCAACUUGGAAGGAAGCAACUACUACCGUGUUGGGUACAAGAUCAGCGCCUUGGACCUGGUUGCAACAUAA
Molecule: messenger RNA, 4680 nt
Organism: Effrenium voratum
Lineage: Eukaryota; Dinophyceae; Suessiales; Symbiodiniaceae
Source: the annotation of a GenBank genome assembly